Molecule: messenger RNA, 5782 nt
Organism: Gadus macrocephalus (Pacific cod)
Lineage: Eukaryota; Metazoa; Chordata; Actinopteri; Gadiformes; Gadidae
Gene: sgcd
Product: sarcoglycan, delta (dystrophin-associated glycoprotein)
Biological process (GO): heart contraction; cardiac muscle tissue development
Cellular component (GO): sarcolemma; sarcoglycan complex
Source: RefSeq, a predicted model, not a curated record
UGGUUGUGAUGUCACUAGCGGCCCUGGUUGUGAUGUCACUUAGCGGCCCUGGUUGUGAUGUCAUUAGCGGCCCUGGUUGUGAUGUCAUUAGCGGCCCUGGUUGUGAUGUCACUAGUGCUCCUGGUUGUGAUGUCAUUAGCGGCCCUGGUUGUGAUGUCAUUAGCGGCCCUGGUUGUGAUGUCACUAGCGGCCCUGGUUGUGAUCAUUGACCCUGGCGCUCCUGGUUGUGAUGUCACUGACCCUGGCGCUCCUGGUUCCAGGCUGGAGUCCCCGACGCGCUCCCUGAUCAUGGAGGCUCCGAAGGGCGUCCAGAUCCUGGCGGAGGCGGGAGACAUCCAGGCCUCCUAGAACGAACUACGCCUGGAGUCCAAGGACGGAGAGAUCUCUCUGGACGCCACGAGGAUCCGCCUGCUGGGUCUGCUGGACGGGAAGGCCUCGUCCUCGUCCUCCUCCUCGGGCACCAGGCAGACGGUGUACGAGGUCUGCGUCUGCCCCAACGGGCGCCUCUUCCUCUCCCAGGCCGGCACCGGCUCCACCUGCCACAUCAGCCCGAGCGUCUGCCUCUAGACCCCCCCCAACACCAACACACUGACCCCCAAACACACUCACCAGAACCCCCAAACACUACACACUGAACCCCACAACACACACUCACCAGAACCCCCAAACACCAGACACUGAACCCCACAACACACACUCACCAGAACCCCCAAAUACAACACAUUGAACCCCAAACACACACUCACCAGAACCCCCAAAUACUACACAUUGAACCCCAAACACACACUCACCAGAACCCCCAAAUACAACACAUUGAACCCCAAACACACACUCACCAGAACCCCCAAAUACUACGCACGACCCAAAACACACACCCACCAGAAACCCCAAAUACUACACACUGAACCCCAAAACACACCAACUAGAACCCCAAACACAAACAGUGUACCCCAAACACACACUAAUUAGACCCCACACACUGAACCCCAACACACAAACUAACCAGAACCCCAAAACACCACACACUGAACCCCAAACACAAACAGUGACCCCCAAACACACACCGCCUAGACCCCCCAGAAACCUUCACACUGAACCCCACAACACACACCAACAAACUGUACCCCCAAACACACACCGCCUAGACCCCCCAAACACCAACCACUGAACCCCAAAACACACUCCUACACACUGAACCCCAAAACACACUGAAACCCAAAACACACUCCUGCACACUGAACCCCAAAACACACACCAACACACUGAAACCCAAAACACACACCAACAAACUGUACCCCCAAACACACACCGCCUAGACCCCCCAAACACCAACCACUGAACCCCAAAACAUACUCCUACACACUGAACCCCAAAACACACUGAAACCCAAAACACACUCCUGCACACUGAACCCCAAAACACACACCAACACACUGAAACCCAAAACACACACGAACAAACUGAAACCCAAAACACACACGAACAAACUGAACCCCAAAACACACACCAACACACUGAACCCCAAAGCAACAACCCCCCCCCAACCCUCCCACCAUCUACAACCUGCUACCAGCGGGCGACCCAGUGGAACUCAGCCCCUGGCCCCCUGGAUAGACAGACGGGCAGACAGACAGGCUGCCACACAGACAGGCUGCCGAGCAGACACGCUGCCAGCCACAGGGGCCGGCGGCGGCUCUUGGACUGCUGACAAACUCUCCCUGCGGACAAAUCGCAUCACAAGCAAAAAAGAAACUACUUUAUUUGUACCUUUUUGUUUUUGCUACAAACACAUCCAUCACACACGCACACAUAUGUACACACACACACAGUCACACGGGCACACACGCAAUAUCACGCGCACACACACACACACACACACACACACACACACACACACACAGAGCAGUACACUCAGACAGACCACAGAACGAUGCAGAGAACGGCGGCGCUGGAAAACACAUCUCUUGUUCCUCUCCUCCUCUUUCACCCUCUGCUUCUCUUCUGGCUGUGGCCCAAGUGAUAGGACGCUUCCUUUAAGUGGUAGGAUGCUUCCUUUAAGUGGUAGGACGCUUCCUUUAAGUGGUAGGAUGCUUCCUUUAAGUGAAAGGACGCUUCCUUUAAGUGGUAGGAUGCUUCCUUGAAGCAAAGAAUCCUUGAAGCAAGGAUGCUUCCUAUAAGUGAUAGGAUGCUUCCUUGUGGUAGGAUGCUUCCUAUAAGUGAUAGGAUGCUUCCUUGAAUUGCUAGGAUGCUUCCUUGAAUUGGUAGGACGCUUCCUAUACGUGGUAGGAUGCUUCCUUGAAGUGGUAGGAUGCUUCCUAUAAGUCGUAGGAUGCUUCCUAUAAGUGAUAGGAUGCUUCCUUGAAUUGCUAGGAUGCUUCCUUGAAGUGGUUGGAUGCUUCCUAUAAGUGGUAGGAUGUUUCCUUGAAGUGGUAGGAUGCUUCCUACAGUGGUAGGAUGCUUCCUAUAAGUGGUAGGAUGCUUCCUAUAAGUGGUAGGAUGCUUCCUAUAAGUGGUAGGAUGCUUCCUAUAAGUGGUAGGAUGCUUCCUAUAAGUGGUAGGAUGCUUCCUACAGUGGUAGGAUGCUUCCUAUAAGUGGUAGGAUGCUUCCUAUAAGUGGUAGGAUGCUUCCUACUACUACACUGAUACCAAACAAAGUCAUUCUCAAGAAGCUAGCUUAUUCGCAUCUAGCUUCAUAGAAGAAACCUGGCUAGCAGUAAGCUUCCUAGCGACGGGCUUCCUAGCAGUAAGCGUCCUAGGGACUAGCUUCCUAGCUGUAAGCUUCCUAGAGACUAGCUCCCUAGCUGUAAGCUUCCUAGGGACGGGCUUCCUAGCAGUAAGCUUCCUAGCGACGGGCUUCCUAGCAGUAAGCUUCCUAGGGACUAGCUCCCUAGCUGUAAGCUUCCUAGCGACUGGCUUCCUAGCUGUAAGCUUCCUAGGGACUAGCUCCCUAGUGGUAGGCUUCCUUGAAACUACGCUCCCUAGCGGUAAGCUUACCAGCAGUAAGCUUUGUAGCGGCUAGCUUCCUAGCUUCCUAGCUGUUAGCUCCCAAGUGGUUGGCCUCCUAGCAGUAAGGUUCCUAGGGACUUGUUCCCUAGCGGCUAGCUUCCUCCAGCCAGGCACCAGUUUGGGCCUUCGGGCCGGCUCCGCUAGAGACCAUCGAGGACAACAGACCCCCACCCCCCCCCCCCCGGGGCCCUCUCCCUCUCCGACCAAGGAGCCCCUUCUCCCCAUCAGUCUUCUGGUCCACGCCAGCGGUUCCUCUGGCUGUAAAAACCCUCUUCUUCAGAGGGGGAGUUACGAGCCCGCGGGGACGGAUCGGAGCCGGCGUGACUGAUGGCGUUUUUACACCAUAGUUUGUGUAAUACUGUCGACGCACUCGAGGCUCCUUCAGCAUGCAGACGCUGAGGGGACGACGUCCUCUAUGAACGGGACGACACUUUUAUAACGCAGGACUUUAGUUUAUUUUAUUUAUUUUUUUACUGGAAAUAAAUCAGUUUAGUCAAUGUUCAGAGAUAAAAGGUAACGAUACGGCGGCGGCCGCCUAGCGCAAACACGAAGACCGAAACGCAAACGAGGAAGCCCUCGCUUUAAGGCGUCGCAGGGCGCGUGUCGGAUCAGAUAUAAAAGGAUUAAAGUCAUCGAUUGCAUCCAUAAAGUAGCGUCGGAAAAUCACGAGUUCUCAAUUCUAACCCAACUUUAAUUAAAGAGGAAUUUCUGCCAAUGUUAGGGAGAUGCGGGCUCCCCAGGCUAGCCAGGCACAGCUCAGGCACCUGUGCUGUGGCUGAUUGGAUUAGGCUCCAGACAGGUUUCUGGUGGGAUAGUGCUCCUCUGAGGGAAAGGCCUCCCGCCGCCGUCUGAACUCCGUCUGAACUCGGCUCACCUCCGCCAACGACCUGGUUCUAAAAUAGAAACCAGUGGGCUACGAGAUGUCGAAACCAGGUGCGCCGGUCGCGAAACGUAACAAACAUAUCAACACGAUGGUCAGAGAGGAGUUGACGAUGUGGAGAGAGCUGGAGAUUGCUGUGCUGAGGAAGGGAAGACUGUUGACCAGUACGUGGUCUCACCCAAACCCGUUCUCACCCGUACCUGUCUCACCCGUACCUGUCACACCCUUACCUGUCUCACCCGCUCGUUCUCUCUGAUCAGACUCCGGUCCGGUCUGCUUCAGUCCUCCCAGCCCACCACUGUUCAUCCGUUAGAGAAGAGGAGGUCUUGCUCCUCUGUCACAGUUAUUCUGUGUUUGUAGCGUCAGGGGGGAACCUGCAAAGUUGUCCCUGGCCUGAGGUCAGUCGGAUAUUCCUUUGACGUUAUUCGUUCCCGAAGGGUGAAUAUUAGUAAUGAGUUUAUAAUAUAUUGCUAACUUUACUGUUGUGUGGAAAGCAAGGACUCACGCACACUCACACACACACACAAUCAUACUCACACAGAUGCACACAGACACACACACACACAAACACACGCCCACAAUACAACACACACAACCUGAAAGCCAUUGCUGGGAGGUGUGUUGGCCACCAGUUCAGCCCACUCCAUCUUAUUUAUUUAUUUAUAACAAUAUGUCAGAUCAUAGAGCGAUUGUCUCACCUGGGGGGGAUGGGGGGGCUCAAGCCUGUCUCCAUCCCACCGUGUGUUGCUGUGUGCGUUUGUGUUGCUGUGUGCGUUGCUGUGUGAAGGAUGUGUGUUAGUGUGUGAGUGUUGGUGUGCGUGUGUUGCUAUGCGUUUGGUUUGCGGUGGUGUGUAUGUGCGUGUGUGGGGGGGGGGGGGUAUAUUUGUGUUCAAUAUUGUUGCAUUGCAGGGUGGGUGGAUAUGAGUUCAUAACAGGAAGUCCACGACUCUGUAGAUUGUCCCGAAUCAAAACAUGGCCAUGUGUACUGACAGAACUGGACGUGAACCCCUGUGGAGAUCCAAGUCAACACAUCACAGGAUAGACCUAACGAGAGGCUAGAGCUCUGCUGUCCUCCACACAACACGAGGCCAGCAGGGCCCUGGGUCUGAGCUCUCCUGUCCUCCACACAACCCGAGUGCAGCAGGGCCCUGGGUCUGAGCUCUCCUGUCCUCCACACAACCCGAGUGCAGCAGGGCCCUGGGUCUCAGCUCUCCUAUCCUCCACACAACCCGAGUGCAGCAGGGCCCUGGGUCUCAGCUCUCCUAUCCUCCACACAACCCGAGGCCAGCAGGGCCCUGGGUCUGAGCUCUCCUGUCCUCCACACAACCCGAGGCCAGUAGGGCUCUGGGUCCGCCUGCAGAUCUCUCCUGUCCCCCCUGCUGCAGACACUUCGUGAUGAAAGACUUCAUUCAGUUGCUUUUCAAAGUAAAAGCCAGCGGGGCGUUUUGUGACCCUGGGGUUACGGACCUGUACAUAAGCCUUUCAUACGGAGCUACUCUUACUUUCUACUGUCCGCUCGGCGACACGACACCGAGGUGAUGGUCGUCACGGCAACCAGUGGCUGGUGGACCCUGGCUUUUUUUCUCACAGAUCAAAGGUCGGAGGUCCUUCUGAAAGGGGUCGCUGAUGUUUGUUCAGCGGUCCUGCCCUGAGAUUGCUUCAGAUCUGAACUCUGGUGGGAUAUAUAUUUUUCUUUUUGUUUGCCAGUUAAGAAGCCAAUUCAUGUGUUCACACGGGGACUUUGAUGGGGUUUUGAAUGUUCUUCUUGUUUCUUGUGUUUCUGGUUUGCGCCGUGGCGUGAGGAAGAGGGUUCUCCCACAUUCUAUGCAAAACCAGGGAACACGUUCUAACAGUUCUACAGAAACUAAAUCAAUAAAGUUAUUUUUUAAAACUCAA